AUGCAAUUAAGUCCAGCACAGAAGCAUUUUGUUGGAAAAGCGGUGGAAUUGUCAACAUUCGCUAUACAAUGGGGAUUCGUACCUUUUGUUGUUUACCUUGGUUUCAGACAAGGCCCUGAACCUUUACCAAAUGGACAGGUUAAAAAUGUGCACGUCAUGAGACCUGCAUUUUGA
Messenger RNA from Strongylus vulgaris, 174 nucleotides. NCBI's taxonomy places the organism in Eukaryota, Metazoa, Nematoda, Chromadorea, Rhabditida, Strongylidae. The record is from the annotation of a GenBank genome assembly.